AUGGGCCAAAACUCGGCUACUUCCCUCCUCGACCUGGCCUCCACCAGCGCUGAGUGCGCCUUCUCAUGCGUCGCGUGCUCGGGCCAGGCUGUGUAGACCGAUGCCACCGGAGAAGCCCGAACGAUGCAGAGGAGAGCGAGGAGGAUGACAGCGUCGCGCCGCACUGCCGCCAGAUCCAUGGUGGAGGGGGGGAUAGCUGGACAGUACGAAGGUAGUGAAGAAAGUUGA
Spirodela intermedia is the source of this 228-nucleotide messenger RNA. The record is from the annotation of a GenBank genome assembly. NCBI's taxonomy places the organism in Eukaryota, Viridiplantae, Streptophyta, Magnoliopsida, Alismatales, Araceae.